Molecule: messenger RNA, 1203 nt
Organism: Spodoptera littoralis (African cotton leafworm)
Lineage: Eukaryota; Metazoa; Arthropoda; Insecta; Lepidoptera; Noctuidae
Source: the annotation of a GenBank genome assembly
AUGGAAGAUAAUGUAGCAUACUCUACGUUUGAAGGCUUUAGGCCUCACUUUGAUGCAUUAGCCAGGGUCGGUUAUUUCAAAAUAGUUCUAAAACCCAUUUCUUCUUUGAAACGAUUCUUUCACAACGUCUAUCGUAUUAUAUCGUGGAGUUUAAUUCUAACGUACAACUUGCAGCAUGUUAUAAGAGUAGUUAAGGUCCGCCACAGCUUCAAUCUGAUAGUGGACACACUGUUCAUUUUGUUAACAACUCUGAACACGUUGGGGAAGCAAACUGCCUUCAAUCUGAGGUCUCGUCGCAUUGAUGACAUCAUCAGUAUCAUUAACGGACCAACCUUCGCAGCAAGUAAACCAUAUCAUGUGGAGGUUCUGAAACAGAAUGCGUUAGUCAUGUCCCGACUGCUGACUUUGUAUCAUGGCGCCAUAUUUACUUGCGGCACUCUGUGGACCGUGUUCCCGGUUGUUAAUAGAGCUCUUGGCAAAGAAGUGCAAUUUACUGGCUACUUUCCAUUCGAAACAACAAGCACGUUAGCAUUCUCGCUGGCAUUGGCCUACAUGACCGUUCUGAUAACUUUCCAAGCUUAUGGAAACGUAACAAUGGAUUGCACGAUCGUAGCGUUCUAUGCGCAAGCCAAGAUUCAAUUACAGAUGCUGCGGUAUAAUCUCGAACAACUUGUGGAAUUUAGGAAUAUUAAGAAGUUCAAUUCAAUAAAAACUCAAUACAGAGACGAAGGAGAAGAGAAGACAGAACUGCAGGAAAGAUUGAAGAAAUGUGUGAGACAUUAUGAUCAAAUUGUAAGAUAUGCAAAAGAAGUUGAGUCGAUAUUUGGUGAAGCAAUGGUCGUACAGUUCUUUGUGAUGGCUUGGGUCAUAUGCAUGACCGUGUACAAAAUUGUCGGUUUAAGCAUAUGUUCUGCGGAGUUUGUAUCGAUGGCCGUGUAUUUGGGUUGCAUGUUAGCCCAGUUGUUUAUUUACUGCUAUUUUGGGACGCAACUCAAAGUUGAGAGUGAGUUAGUAAAUCAAUCAAUAUACUGCUGUGAUUGGUUGUGCCUGUCGCCUCAGUUUCGAAGACAAUUGCUAGUGAUGAUGCAGUGCUGUGGUCGGCCACUAGCUCCCCGCACUGCCUACGUCAUCCCCAUGUCUUUGGAUACUUACAUACACGUGCUGAGAUCUUCAUACACAUUGUUUACGUUCUUGAAUCGCUAG